Molecule: messenger RNA, 732 nt
Organism: Stegodyphus dumicola
Lineage: Eukaryota; Metazoa; Arthropoda; Arachnida; Araneae; Eresidae
Gene: awd
Product: nucleoside diphosphate kinase
Biological process (GO): GTP biosynthetic process; UTP biosynthetic process; CTP biosynthetic process
Molecular function (GO): nucleoside diphosphate kinase activity
Source: RefSeq, a predicted model, not a curated record
ACGUUCUUUCUUUUGGCCAUUUCCUUGAGCUUGCCACGCUGCGAUUUUUCGGCCUGCGAUUGCAGUGAAAGUUCGUUCACGAAAUCUUGUACUUUCCACAAAAUUAAUACAAUGGCUCACCGAGAAAGAACCUUUAUUAUGAUCAAACCCGAUGGUGUUCAGCGAGGGUUAAUUGGGAAAAUUAUUGAAAGGUUCGAAAGUAAAGGCUUUAAAUUAAUUGCAAUGAAAUUCAUGCAGGCAUCUCAAGAACUUCUGGAGAAACAUUAUGCUGAUUUAGCUGGUCGACCUUUUUUUAAUGGUCUGGUUCAGUACAUGCAGUUAGGUCCUGUUGUUCCAAUGGUUUGGGAAGGUUUAAAUAUUGUGAAAACAGGAAGAGAUUUAAUUGGAGCAACCAAUCCAAUGGACUCUGCUCCAGGAACCAUUCGAGGAGAUUUAUGUGUUCAAGUUGGCAGGAACAUUAUUCAUGGAAGUGAUUCUGUGCCAAGUGCAGAAAAAGAAAUUGCAUUAUGGUUUACUGAUGCAGAACUAGCAAAUUAUGAACAUGCAUUAGACAAAUGGAUUUACGAAGAUAAUUAAUGUGUAGAAGAAUUUUAUAUCUGGAAUCUUCAACAAAAUAUGUAAUCUGUAGAUUCAUGUGAAUCAGUUUCUCAAAUAUUCCAGAAUAUUGUUUAAUCAUGAAAUUAAGUUUUUCUUUAUAUUUUAUGAAGAAAAUAAAUCUGAACAAAAUCAGAA